Penicillium roqueforti is the source of this 309-nucleotide messenger RNA. Its product is annotated as RNA recognition motif domain-containing protein. Lineage: Eukaryota; Fungi; Ascomycota; Eurotiomycetes; Eurotiales; Aspergillaceae. The record is from RefSeq and is a predicted model, not a curated record. Gene Ontology annotation, molecular function: mRNA binding. The coding region runs from base 1 to 309 and encodes 102 amino acids. The transcript has 4 exons.
AUGUCUAAGAUCUACGUCGGAAACCUUUCAUGGCACACCAGCGACGAGUCGCUGCGCGCGGCCUUCGGUGAGUACGGCAACAUUGUCGACUCUAUCGUCAUGGUUGACCGUGAGACUGGUCGCUCCCGUGGAUUCGGCUUCGUCACCUUCUCUUCCGCUGAGGAGGCCGAGGCUGCCAUCAACGCUCUUAACGAGCAGGAUCUCGAUGGUCGUCGCAUCCGCGUCAACCUCGCCAACGCCCGCCCCAGCGGUGGUGGUGGCUUCGGUGGCGGCGGUGGUGCCGGCGGUGCCGGUGGUGGCCGUUGGUAA